AUGGGAACGAGACUAUUGUGCUCAAUUCACUUCCUAGCCAUCCUUCUCUUGUUCAAUGUAAAAUCAACUCUUGCUGUUUUAUCUAGCAAUACUGGCACCUCAAGUUAUUUUGGCGGGAAUGAGACAGAUUAUCAGGCUUUGUUGGCCUUCAAGACAAAGAUAACACAAGACCCUGGAAACGUAUUGAGCUCGUGGAAUGAUUCCCUCCAUUUCUGCCAGUGGGAAGGUGUAACAUGCGGCCGCAAGCAUAGAAGAGUCACUGUAUUAAACCUUAAGUCCAGAGGUUUGGUGGGUUCCUUGUCUCCAUACAUAGGCAACCUCAGCUUCAUGAGGGUAAUCGAUCUCUCGAACAAUACCAUUGGAGGCAAGAUUCAUAAUGAAGUUGGUCGUCUAUUCAGGUUGCGAGUAUUGAGCCUGAGUAACAACUCCUUCCAAGGAGAAAUUCCUGCAAACCUUUCCCAUUGCGCGAACCUGGAGCACCUUACGGUCAAUUAUAGUAACCUUUCAGGGUCAAUCCCGACGGAGUUCGCUUCUUUGUCAAAGCUGGUGGUAUUUUCUGUUGGCAAAAACAAUCUCAUGGGAAGAAUCCCACCUUUCAUUGGAAACCUUAGCUCUCUCCAAGUCUUAUCUCUAUCCUAUAAUGUCUUGAAAGGACAGAUUCCAAAUGACUUAGGCCAAUUAGGAAGCUUACAAAUUCUUGCACUGGGAGAAAAUAAACUCUCUGGUUUGAUUCCAUCGUCUUUGUAUAAUCUUUCAUCUAUAAUUAUUUUUUCAUUGUCUGAAAAUGAGUUUAGUGGAACUCUUCCCACAGACUUAUUCCUCACUAUUCCUCAUCUCCAGUUGCUUCAAAUAACUGGAAACAAUUUUACCGGAUCUAUUCCGACCUCAUUAUCUAAUGCUUCAGAGCUACAAAUCUUCGAUGUUGGAAGCAACAAACUUACCGGAAAAGUUUCAGUUAAUUUUGGAGGCUUACAACAUUUGGAAGAUAUACUUUUUUAUGAAAAUAAUUUAGGAAGCGGAGAUGUUGAUGAAUUGGACUUCAUUAAAUCUCUAGUCAAUUGUAGCCGAUUGAAGACCUUUAUCCUCGAAGACAAUCAAUUCAAAGGUAUGUUGCCAAAUGUUUUGGGAAAUCUUUCAACCCAACUUGAAUAUUUUAUGAUCAGCAACAAUCUUAUUUUUGGGGAAAUCCCUUCAGGGAUAGGUAAUUUGAUUAGCAUGAACCACUUAUGGAUGGCUGGUAAUGAACUCACAGGCACAAUCCCAAGAGAUAUUGGUAACCUCCAAAAGCUACAAAGAUUAUUUUUAUCUAACAACAAACUCUCAGGAAGGUUACCAAUUACCCUUGGAAACCUAUCUUCAAUGAGUUAA
Messenger RNA from Quercus lobata, 1368 nucleotides. RefSeq names its product putative receptor-like protein kinase At3g47110. The transcript has a single exon. The coding region runs from base 1 to 1368 and encodes 455 amino acids. The record is from RefSeq and is a predicted model, not a curated record. Lineage: Eukaryota; Viridiplantae; Streptophyta; Magnoliopsida; Fagales; Fagaceae. Gene Ontology annotation, molecular function: protein binding.